Molecule: messenger RNA, 1773 nt
Organism: Maudiozyma barnettii
Lineage: Eukaryota; Fungi; Ascomycota; Saccharomycetes; Saccharomycetales; Saccharomycetaceae
Gene: NSE5
Product: Smc5-Smc6 complex subunit NSE5
Exons: 1
Coding region: 1-1773 (590 amino acids)
Source: RefSeq, a predicted model, not a curated record
AUGAGCAUUGUUACUUCCACUGAGUACGUCAAUGGUUGGAACAAGGAGAAUAAUGAUAUACCACAUUAUCUUGUAGAUUUAACAGAAAGACAUUUAUCAAAUUUCGAGGUUCUAAAUUCCUUAGCUUUGCUGCAAAAUUAUGAAAAUUUAUUUACGUUUAUUGAAUGUCAGGUUUAUGAGAACUUAAUAACAGGAUCCGUUCAAACUUUAUUGGUACCCCCUUUCGAUAUAUGGUUGAUCAUUUUGACUGUGGCCACUGUUUCAACAGCUAGUAAAGACGAAGUUCUACGAGAAAAUGAUGUCUAUAACGCCUCAAGAAUACCUUUGAACAAACGUGCAAUAAAAAUAUUGCAUGUGUACAGUGAUAUACUUACGAAGUUUAAUGUAAAAAAAUAUAAUCAGUAUGACUUAGAAUUAUUAAGAUGUCAAAUAUUUAUAGUGGUAGAUACGCUCUUGCCGCAAACCAAUAGAAAUGUAUUUGGAAGAGCAUCUGGUCGGACAUUAAGAAACCAAGUGUAUAGCCCAACCUUUGGAGAAUUAAAGAAUCCAUAUUUAUCCUAUAGAGAUUGCUUACAACUUAUAGAUAAUGUUCUAGGUAAUAAGUUAAUAAAUACAAAAUUUUCACAACCAGGGGAAAUGAUCAACACAUUUAUCUUUACCUUGUCAAAUUCAUUACAAGGAAAUUUUGACAAUAAUGGUCAAUUUCUUAAUGUCAUUGAAUCGUGGCUUCCUAUUUUUAGUUUUCUUCUUGAUAUGAUACUACUGCGACAAAAUUAUUUUAUCAAAAAUGAAAUUGGAAAAUCAGGCUCUGCAAUCACCCCUACAUUAUUUACGCAACAGUUAAUAGAAAGUCCUAUAUCUAAGUUCCUUAGAAUUAUUAAUUCUGUUCAAUUCACAGAACGUUUUAUCGAAUGUAUCUUUAUCGACUGUCCGGAUAAGAACAAACGAAGCAACUUUGUGAAUGAAGUUAAUACUGAUAACGUUCUUAAACUUUCAAGCACAUACGUAACAAGGACAUUUUAUCCACCAGAAUAUGUCUUACAAUGUUCUAUGAGACUGAGAAGACAAUUUACAUUUUUAGCUUUCCAUCUACUCUCCAUAGUCCCAAGCGGUCACGUGAUGGUUUCACCAAAAUUGAACAUUCAAACACUAAUAAGAGAUAUAUCUUUGGAACUUCGAUCCUUAAUUGAUAUUUCGCAUUUCCAGGCAUUUUUAUCUCCAGAAAAUUUAGAAAGGGAUAUUGUUUUUAUCCCAUUGCUCGCUGAAGGUGUCUUUAAUGGUCUAAUAGAAGAUAAUAGUGAUAUAUUUGAUGUGUAUCCGUCAGAUUUCUGUGACGAAGACUUGAGCACUAGUGACAAUAAUAGAUCUGAUGAUUCUGAUAAUACAUUUAAGGCUAACUUUGUGAACAACCUUGACACAAUUAAUGAGGCUUUAAGAGAGUAUACUUUAGCUUUAGAACUAUUGCUGAUGUCAGAAUGUUCUGUAAGUAAAAAAGUCCGACAAGAAGAAUACGAUAUCAAACUGAAAUGUUGCAUCUGUGUCUUAACCGUUUUUGAUUUCUUCUGUUUGUUACACGUAUCUCAGUUAAAAGUGGAAAAUCUUCAUACUUUGGAGAAAUUUUUAGAAUCUCUAAAGUCACUGGCAGAAAAUUUUGAUCAAUUUUGUAUAGAGUAUAGCUUGGGACCAGAUCCGCAUGACAUAAUUCCAAACUUCGUAGAUAAGUUUUCGGCCAUGGGCAAAUUAAUACAUAACCUACGACAGGAUCAGUCAUAA